Lottia gigantea (owl limpet) is the source of this 546-nucleotide messenger RNA. RefSeq lists its product as hypothetical. The transcript has a single exon. The annotation marks the transcript as partial. The record is from RefSeq and is a predicted model, not a curated record. Lineage: Eukaryota; Metazoa; Mollusca; Gastropoda; Lottiidae.
CUCUCUAUUUGUCAACUCGGCAUCUCUCUAUUUGUCAACUCGGCAUCUCUCUAUUUGUCAACUCGGCAUUCCUCUAUUGGUCAACUCGGCAUCUCUCUAUUUGUCAACUCGGCAUCUCUCUAUUUGUCAACUCGGCAUUCCUCUAUUUGUCAGCUCAACAUCUCUCUAUUUGUCAACUGGGCAUCUCUCUAUUUGUCAACUCGGCAUCUCUCUAUUUGUCAACUCGGCAUUCCUCUAUUUGUCAACUCGGCAUCUCUAUAUUUGUCAACUCGGCAUCCCUAUAUUUGUCAACUCGACAUCCCUAUAUUUGUCAAUUCGACAUCUGUCUAUUUGUCAGCUCAUUAUCUGUCUAUUUGUCAACUCGACAUCUGUCUAUUUGUCAGCUCAGCAUCUCUCUAUUUGUCAACUCGGCAUCUCUCUAUUUGUCAACUCGGCACUCCUCUAUUUGUCAAAUCGGCAUCCCUCUAUUUGUCAACUCGGCAUCCCUCCCUCUAUUUGUCAACUCGACAUCUGUCUAUUUGUCAACUCGACAUCUCUCUAUUUGUC